GGACCAUUGCGCCCUCUUGCCCUAUACAAGGGGAGAGAGAGAGAGAGAGAGAGAGAGACCAUUGCGCCCUCUUGCGCUAUACAAGGGGAGAGAGAGAGGGAGGGUUAGAAGGCUGGCAUGGAUGGGAAUAAACAAGUAGGAGGAAGAGACGAGAAAGCGGAAAAAAACCAAAAUCAAAUAGAAGCUGGAGGAGAAGGAGGUUCCAAAGGUAAAUCAUGCAAAGGAUAUCUCUAUUACUCUUCCACUCUCAAAUCCAACGACACCAAUCCUCGCUGCAUCGGCAUCCCUCGUACCCUCCAACAAGUUCCCAAUUAUAUUGUUGGACAAUCUGAGGAUAAAGCUUCUAAGGAAGGCCGGACUCUUACAGAUUUUUAUUAUGGUUGCAUUGGGUACUCAGUGUAUGUCAGCAAAGAUCAUUCUACUGAUAAGCAAAAGCAAGCGGCAAAAACACAACUGCCAGUCUGUGUGGGCCUUGAGCUUCUAGUGGAUAGAAGAGUUGUUACUUCUGAUAAUGCAUCUGCUCCGGCUCAUGUUCAUGGUAGAGAAGAUGGCCUUGAAAUUCAUCAGCCUCAAACGCCUAAACCAGUCCAUGCUGCAGGAGAUGACUUCCUUAGCAGGUAUACAAGGAAUGCGAACCUGGUUGCAUCCGGGGUGGCCAAGAACAUGCGGAGAAUGGGGAAUUACAUUAAAGAGAACCUGGAUGAUAUUUUGUACCCUUACCGAAGGCGACCAAAAUGAGGCUGUGAGUUCUGGAUACCUGAAGGAAGAGUAUCGGUAGAUGAAGUAGAAUCAUGCUUCACCUGCUAUUUGCCUUUGAUUAUGUAAUAUUGUCCUAACACCACUUUUAUCCCCAUCUGCACUCCCUCUUGUCAAUGGAAUGCGCGGCAAGUGGUACGGGAGAUGUUUUAUCGUUCAUUCACAAAAAUAAGAUAUUAUGGUUAAUUUUGUCUAUUGAAUAGAUGCGGAGACGAGUGGGGGACAAAAUGCUUUUUUGUAUGAUAGAAAAAGCUGAGCCCGCUAGCAAAUUGUUCUUUGACUGAUGAUCUGAACUGCACACUUGUGUGCCUGGAAUUUCACAAAGUUUAAAGACCAAAUAAAAUUUUUCAUUUGUGGCAAA
This is a messenger RNA of Hevea brasiliensis (rubber tree), 1117 nucleotides long. RefSeq lists its product as uncharacterized. The transcript is spliced from 5 exons. The record is from RefSeq and is a predicted model, not a curated record. Bases 118 to 738 code for a protein of 206 amino acids. NCBI's taxonomy places the organism in Eukaryota, Viridiplantae, Streptophyta, Magnoliopsida, Malpighiales, Euphorbiaceae.